Hemicordylus capensis (graceful crag lizard) is the source of this 5724-nucleotide messenger RNA. RefSeq names its product SMAD family member 3 (gene SMAD3). The coding region runs from base 547 to 1827 and encodes 426 amino acids. Gene Ontology annotation, biological process: BMP signaling pathway; regulation of transcription by RNA polymerase II; cell differentiation. Lineage: Eukaryota; Metazoa; Chordata; Lepidosauria; Squamata; Cordylidae. Gene Ontology annotation, molecular function: I-SMAD binding; RNA polymerase II cis-regulatory region sequence-specific DNA binding; DNA-binding transcription factor activity, RNA polymerase II-specific. The transcript has 9 exons. The record is from RefSeq and is a predicted model, not a curated record. Gene Ontology annotation, cellular component: heteromeric SMAD protein complex.
UCUCGGGGUGUGUUGUUGGGUUUCGCCCCGGACUCGGCUGCGGCUGCUGUUGCAGUUAAGGGCAGCGGAGCAGCAGCAGCAGCAGGCAGGGAGCGGCCCGCAGCGUGGAGGCGGUGCCCUCCCGCCCCCCUCGGAGGGGGCGCCUCUGCGCAUUUGCAUGCGACUCAGACGGGCGGGCAGGACUCGGAGAGCGCACUUUUGCGCACACACAAGCGCGCACCGAGCCGGAGGAGGCGGAGGAGGAGGCGGAGCCCAGGGAGGCGGGCCCGCUCGCUCGCAGAACUCCGGGCAAAGUUUGGAGCCGCCGCCGCCGCCGCCGCCGCUUUGUCCCCGGGCCGAGCCGGGCAGCCGCCGCCACCGCCGCCGCAGCAGACCUCGCGCCUCGCCGCCCUUGGCCGCGGGUGGGAAGGAGGAGGCGGCCGGCCGGCGCGGGAGUGCCGAGGCGUCGGAGCCCGCAGCGGCAGCAGGCGGCGCGGCCAAGGCGGAGGAGGCGCGCCCGCUGCGCCCGGGCCGGGAGGGCUGCCGCCGCCGCCGCCGCCGCCGGCCAUGUCGUCCAUCCUGCCCUUCACGCCGCCCAUCGUCAAGCGGCUGCUGGGCUGGAAGAAGGGCGAGCAGAACGGGCAGGAGGAGAAGUGGUGCGAGAAGGCGGUCAAGAGCCUGGUCAAGAAGCUCAAGAAGAGCGGGCAGCUGGACGAGCUGGAGAAGGCCAUCACCAGCCAGAGCGCCGCCACCAAGUGCAUCACCAUCCCCAGGUCUCUGGAUGGCCGGCUACAGGUCUCCCACCGAAAGGGUCUCCCCCACGUCAUAUACUGCCGGCUGUGGCGGUGGCCGGAUCUCCACAGUCAUCACGAGCUGCGAGCCAUGGAGAUGUGCGAAUACGCCUUUAAUAUGAAGAAGGACGAAGUCUGUGUGAAUCCGUAUCACUACCAACGGGUGGAAACGCCAGUGUUACCUCCUGUAUUGGUACCGAGGCACACCGAUAUCCCGGCUGAGUUCCCUCCGCUGGAUGAUUAUAGCCAUUCCAUUCCCGAGAACACUAAUUUCCCGGCAGGCAUUGAACCUCAGAGCAACUACAUUCCAGAGACACCCCCUCCUGGCUAUCUGAGUGAGGAUGGAGAAACCAGUGAUCAUCAGAUGAACCAUAGCAUGGAUGCAGGUUCUCCAAACCUAUCUCCAAACCCGAUGUCCCCCGCCCACAAUAAUCUGGACCUUCAGCCUGUCACCUACUGUGAACCAGCCUUCUGGUGUUCCAUAUCCUACUAUGAGCUCAACCAGCGGGUUGGGGAGACAUUCCAUGCUUCUCAGCCCUCAAUGACCGUGGAUGGCUUUACUGACCCUUCCAAUUCGGAACGCUUCUGCCUUGGCUUGCUGUCGAACGUGAACCGCAACGCAGCUGUGGAGCUCACCAGACGGCACAUUGGGAGAGGAGUGAGGCUGUAUUACAUUGGAGGAGAGGUCUUUGCCGAGUGCCUCAGCGACAGCGCCAUCUUCGUCCAGUCUCCGAACUGCAACCAGCGCUACGGCUGGCACCCAGCCACCGUCUGCAAGAUCCCGCCAGGAUGCAACUUGAAGAUCUUCAACAACCAGGAGUUUGCAGCCCUCCUCGCUCAGUCGGUGAACCAGGGCUUCGAGGCGGUCUAUCAGCUGACGAGAAUGUGCACCAUCCGAAUGAGCUUCGUCAAGGGCUGGGGUGCGGAAUACAGGCGGCAGACCGUCACCAGUACUCCCUGCUGGAUUGAGCUGCACCUGAACGGCCCACUGCAAUGGCUGGACAAGGUCCUGACGCAAAUGGGCUCUCCAAGCAUCCGCUGCUCCAGUGUGUCUUAAGGAAGUCCCCGUUGCUGGGAAGGCUGGCGCUGAGACUUUGGGAAACGGAAUCCGCGGAACUCCUGGCAGAGAACAAAACAAGUCUGUGUCUCUUGCUUGAGAAUGUUGCCUGUUUGUUUGUGCCUAAGGGCAAAUUACCGAUAGCAAUGGGGAGGGGAGGGGGAAGCCUGUGGGGCCAUCGGGCGACACUGCGCCCAGCGCCUUCCAAGGCCCAAUCCUGCACAGCAACUGUUCCUUCCUUUCCACUGACAGACUUGGCUCCAGUGCCGUCAAAACGGAGGCUUUGCUGCAGCAGUGCUUGGUGGAUCUUGCCCAAAGGACUGGCACUUUGGCUGUAGUAAGAACAGAAGACAUUUCAACGCACUGCCAGCUCGGACUUCCGGUUACGUGGGAGUCAGGCAUCGCCUUUGUGAAGGCUCCGCGGCGUGCUGGGCGCCUGCAGACCUGGCGUUGCUUUCUACAGCCGUUCUCAGGCUGGGGGACGGCAAGGACUCUGCUUCCGCUCCUCUCCCCACGCCCCCCGUUCUUCAAGAACCUCAUCCUGGUACUGGGUGGUGGCAGCAGCAGCAGCAGCUCAGGAAAGACCAAAGCGGCUCUUAACCUUCCCUGUAAGAGUGUUUGCCUUUCGUGUCCCCUGCUUGGCCUUUUGCUAGACCAUUUGCAGAAAUGGUGAGGAAAGCAGGUUGGGUUCAAAUCAGCAGGGGCUAGCCAUGACUUGGAGAAGAGAGUUGGGACUCAAUGAAGAAACACUGCUCCAACAGGAGGAAUCUCUCAUUGCUUGCUGCAUGGAGAGCAUGAGCUAUCCUGUUGUCACAACGAUCUUCGAGGUUGCCUGUCUGGCACACGGGGGCCGCCAGUCUCCCUGGGUACCUGUCUUAACCUUGCUUCUCUCUUUUGGAGUCUCAUAGCCCAGAAAGACGUUGCUGCUUCCUCUGGAGGAACUGGGGUUUCCUCUCUUAUCACGUGGGGUGGGUGUGUCUGCUUUGCAUUAAUAUCUGUCUGAGCUCUUGUGUCGGCCUCCCCGUGUGUGCGCCAACUGCUAUUUUAACUUUUAAAGACACUUAAAGGGAGCAAACCAGGGCUGACAAAGGGAUAUGGGCUGAGAAGGGGAAAGGGUUAAAAACCAAGACUGACCAAUUCAGCAGAAGGUGUGAUUUGUGUGUGUGUGUUCCCUUGGUCAUCUGACUGUCAGCUGGGGAUGGAUCUUUUCUCUUUCCAAGGACAGUUAGCAGCAGUCAGUGGGAGGAACAGGCUGCCUGCACAGGACAAUUCGGAGCAGAUCUUGAAAUGCUUCCACUGCCAUUUAAAUGGCGCACUUGUGAAAUGCAAAGACAAAACCAGUGGGGGAGAUGAUUUUUCUCAACCAAAUCCAGAAAUUAGAGAUUCCCAGUGCACAGCCAGGACCUGUGGCAGGUGCUUGGAAAUGGAAGUCAAAGACUUCGCUGUCUAGCCCAAAGCAGCUCAGCAUUGAUUCUGGAAUUGCCACUUUUCACCCACCCGUGUGUGUGUUUUUUUAAAUGGGAUAUCAAUCCAACUUUUUCUUCUUUUAAAAGAACCAAAUGGCAGUGCCAUCCUGUUCGUACAAAGUGCUAUUAUUAAAGCUCCCUGUCCCCAUGGGAAAAGAAUGAUCAGAGCUGAUUUUCUAUAUUGGUUUUUAACGAGGCUGCUGUUUAGCUUCCAAACCUAAUCAAGUGCACUUACUUUUCUCUGAAUUGCAUCCAGGUGAGUCUGAACCUGUUCCAGGUGUGCUUUGUGCCUUGCAGAAGGUUUUCUAACUGAUCUGCAGCUGCAGAAGGGAAGGCAGCUGGGGCUCUCUCCACUGCCCUCUUCCCCUAGACUUGUUCCCAAGAAACUAUGGCUGGAGCUGAUGGGAGUUGUAGUCCAACUCCUUCUUUAGAGUCUUAAUUAUUUCACAACCAGCCAGAUUGUGGCUGGUUGUGAGCAGCACAGUCUCUCUCAGACGGAAGGUGGUGUCAUAGAAAGCUUUGUUCUGCCUCGGUGAUGGUUCAGUCAGACAUCCCUUUCAAGCCAAGCCGAUAGGAGUUCUGGCAAAUAGGGCCCACAUGUCAGGCUCUUAGUGGUGUGACUGGCCCCCCUCGCUUUCCUGGACUCCCCCUUUCAGGGUGCCCGUGGUGCCUCCUCCAUGGAAGGGGUGGAGAGCUCUGUGGACAUGCUGGAGCAGAGGAGAAAAGUACGGGCUUCUUCUACUGAAAGUUCAUCCCUCCUCUGCAUGUCAACACUAAUCCAAAAGGAAGCUUAAGCACUUGGGGGGUCACGUGGAUUGUUGCCUCUGCAGCUGACAGGGGCCAUGUGAAUUUCCAGCAGGAAGGAAAGCUUGUCCUCCUGCGCAGGCUCAGCGGUGGCGGCUCCGUAGGUCCUGAGGCUUGAAGCCUGGCCCCGGGCUGGCCCGUGGCUCAAGCAAAGCUCUGCCACCCUGUGCAGAAUGACGUGGCUGUUUACUCCCCAGAACUUGUCAUGUAGCACCAGCGUCUGCUCUUGAGACUCUCUGCUUCCAUCCAGACUGGAAUCGCCUUGGCUGUGGAGCCUGGGGUCUGUCCUACCAUUCAGAGUCACUAGCUGGUCCUUUGACUCUUCCACUUGCCCUUGACACGGCGGCUGGCGGGCGUAUCCAGCUGCCUUGUCCGACUCUUCUCGUUUCUUUCAUAACUGUGGUGAAGUCAUUUUUUGUUCUGUCUUUGAAAUAAUGUAUUUAGCCAAGUUGCAGCAAGUGUAACUUUUGCAUCUCGCUUUUGGGAGCGGAGGCCUGUGCUCGCCGGCUUUAAGUGGGAGCAGUGAUUGGUGCAGGGAGAACCGGAAAGCAGUCUGAGGCUGACAAGCCAGCUGGAGCAAGGGUUCCCAAUCUGUGGCACUCCAGAUGUUGCUGAACUACAACGCCCAUCACCCCCAGCUACAAUUUAGUAUGGCGGGGGGUGUGUGUGUGUGAUGGGAGUUAUAGUUCAGCAACUUCUGGAGUACUACAGGUUGGGAACCCCUGAUCUAGAGCAAUGGAAGCAGGAGGAAGAUGGAGGAGUAGGCUGGCUUCAGCUCUCCAGCAGAGAACUUUGAAAAGCGCCGUCUGAAGCAACUGCAGCCGCCCGCAUCGGGUGCCAGGCUCCGAUUCGGAGUUGCCGGCAGGGGCUGGGCAACGGUCACUCUUGGAACGCCCACAGGCACAUAUGGUGGGGGAGAGGCAGGCAGGAUCAAAAGUGAAGCUCUUCUAGGAUAGAGUGAGAAACGAUUAGCUCUUUAUGUAGUAGUCAGUUUUUGAGCCGUAUGGUUAAAACCGUUACUAUACCUUUUCUAUAUUAUUUAUGUAGCUUUUUUUAGUAGUUGGAGAUUAAAAUAUUUGUCUAAGAAGGAUAUCUUGGGGGUUGGGAAAAGUAAGAAUUUAAGUGGGGCUGGGGGAGCAUUUAAAAACAAACUGCUAAAACUGCUGGACUUGGACAAGAAAAAACAGCAAACCCAAAGCAAGUUGGAGGGGGGGGGGGGCGGGCAUGAUCCAGCCAGUGUUAAUGCCCCACUGAUCGUGACGGAAGAGAUUUGCGCACCUGCUUCACUCUCCCAUUUCUAUCGAUGGCAUCAUUUCAGGCGGCUGCAGUGUUGAAGGGCCUCCCUCGGAAGCUGCCAUUGGAAUGGAGGUCACUCAGCUCUUGGUUUCUGGAGGGAGCAGUUCCUCUGCCGCUCUUGUGAUUUAGUUUGCAUUCAGUGGUUUAUCCCCCUCCCCACCCCCCAUUUUAUACCUGAGAUUGUACAUUAAUGAACCUUUUACUUGUCAUCUAUGGGUCUUUAGUUUAUGCCUAUUGUUAAACACUUGUAAAAUCCACGUCCUCUUAUUUCUCAAGUGAAACUUUGUAUGUUCUGUUUUUGUCAUUCUAAUAAACAUUUCAUGAUCCCUUC